CACCAAGACAUCCGAAUUAGCGACCCACUCGUUCUCCAUCACAUCACCCUAAUUUAAUGCUCAACGGGGCAUUUAUUUCAGCCUCGUGUGUCUUGUGUUAGUUUAUUGUCUGUCUCUGGAAUGUCUGCUCCACGGGGCAAUGACCGUAUUUUACCGGCGCGGUGCCGGGUUCCUGGUGUCUAGGGCCCGGCCCGGCCGGACGCAACUGGCCAUCACAUUUGCUUGAUGACUGACCGCUGUUCUGAGCACUGGACAAGACAGAGCCACUGGCCUUUCUGCCAGGGGCGUUGCUUGCUCAGGCCACGCCCAUGGACCCGCCCCCAGAUCUAACCCGCUCCUCCAGCUCCUCUCCCAGGAGUCAGCCAAGGCCUGUGUGGUGCUUUUCCCUCUAGUUUCCCUCGCUCUUUCUGCAGCUGUAGCGAAAACCCGGAGCGGCGGAUCUCAGAGUGGGCGGAGCGGCGCCGCCCCUCGCGGCACCUCCCCGACAGCCCUCGGCGCCGCGCUGGGCAUGCUCAGUCGGCAGGGCCGAUUCAGCUCUUGGAGUAGGAAGCUUGGGCUCUCCGGCUGAAAGGAGCCGCGGCGGGGGGAAAAUGGACCCCUUCACGGAUGAUCGGCUUCAGCUCCCCAGGAAUAUGAUUGAAAACAGCAUGUUUGAGGAAGAACCAGAUGUGGUGGAUUUAGCCAAAGAACCUUGUUUACAUCCUCUAGAGCCUGAUGAGGUGGAAUAUGAGCCCCGGGGUUCACGACUGCUGGUGCGGGGUCUUGGUGAGCAUGAGAUGGAUGAGGACGAAGAGGAUUAUGAGUCGUCCGCAAAGCUGCUGGGCAUGUCCUUCAUGAACAGGAGCUCGGGCCUUCGAAACAGUGCAGCCGGCUACAGGCAGAGCUCAGAUGGGACUUGUUCAGUACCGUCUGCGAGGACCAUGGUGGUCUGUGCUUUUGUCAUUGUGGUUGCUGUUUCUGUAAUCAUGGUGAUUUAUCUACUGCCCAGAUGUACCUUUACCAAAGAAGGCUGCCAUAAAAAAAACCAAUCAAUGGGAUUAAUUCAGCCAAUUGCAACUAAUGGGAAGUUGUUUCCAUGGGCACAAAUCAGGCUUCCCACUACCAUUAUGCCAGUACGCUAUGAACUUAACCUACACCCAAACCUAACCUCGAUGACCUUCAGGGGCUCUGUGACGAUUUCACUUCAGGCUCUUCAGGCCACAUGGAACAUAGUUCUUCACAGCACAGGCCAUAAUAUUUCAAGAGUGACCUUUAUGUCAGCAGUUUCAAGCCAAGAAAAACAAGUUGAUGUCCUGGAAUAUCCAUUUCAUGAACAAAUCGCCAUUGUUGCCCCCGAGGCCCUUCUUGAAGGGCACAAUUAUACCCUGAAGAUAGAGUAUUCGGCAAAUAUAUCUAGUUCUUACUAUGGGUUUUAUGGCAUCUCCUACACAGAUGAAAGUAAUGAGAAAAAGUACUUUGCAGCAACUCAGUUUGAACCCUUGGCAGCAAGAUCUGCUUUUCCUUGUUUUGAUGAACCAGCAUUUAAAGCCACAUUUAUCAUCAGGAUCAUAAGAGAUGAGCAAUACACUGCUUUAUCAAAUAUGCCUAAGAAGUCAUCAGUCAUUGUGGAAGAUGGACUUGUUCAGGAUGAGUUUUCUGAGAGUGUGAAGAUGAGCACUUACCUGGUUGCUUUCAUUGUGGGGGAGUUGAAGAAUCUGAGUCAGGACAUAAAUGGAACCCUGGUUUCUAUAUAUGCUGUCCCAGAAAAGAUUGGUCAAGUUCACCAUGCCUUGGAAACAACUGUGAAGCUUCUUGAGUUUUAUCAAAACUACUUUGAAAUGCAAUACCCACUAAAGAAACUGGAUUUGGUGGCUAUUCCUGACUUCGAAGCAGGAGCAAUGGAAAAUUGGGGUUUGCUCACCUUCCGAGAAGAGACACUUCUGUAUGAUAAUAAUACUUCUUCAGUGGUGGAUAAAAAACUGGUUACUAAAAUCAUCGCUCAUGAGCUGGCCCAUCAGUGGUUUGGUAAUCUGGUAACAAUGCAGUGGUGGAACGAUGUAUGGCUAAAUGAAGGUUUUGCUACUUUCAUGGAGUAUUUCUCUUUGGAAAAAAUAUUUGGAGAGCUCUCCAGUUAUGAAGAUUUCUUAGAUGCUCGAUUUAAAACCCUGAAGAAAGAUUCCUUGAGUUCAUCUCAUCCAAUAUCAUCAUUAUCUGUUCAGUCUUCAGAACAGAUUGAAGAAAUGUUUGAUUCUCUUUCCUAUUUUAAGGGAGCUUCUCUGUUGUUGAUGCUGAAAACUUACCUUAGUGAAGAUGUAUUUCAACAUGCUAUUGUUCUUUACCUGCAUAAUCAUAGCUAUGCAUCCAUUCACAGUGAUGAUCUGUGGGAUAGUUUUAAUGAGGUCUCAAACAAAACACUAGACAUAAGGAAAAUGAUGAAAACCUGGACCCUGCAGAAAGGAUUUCCUUUAGUGACUGUUCAAAGAAAAGGAAAGGAACUUCUGGUGCAACAAGAAAGAUUUUCUUUAAAUAUGAAGCCUGAAAUUCAGCCUUCAAAUGCAAGCUCUCUGUGGCAUAUUCCACUAUCCUAUGUCACUGAUGAAGGAAAUUAUUCAAAGUAUCGAUCAGUAUCAUUACUGGACAAGAAAUCAGUUGUCAUCAAUCUCACAGAAGAAGUGAAGUGGAUCAAGGUCAAUACAGACAUGACUGGCUAUUAUAUUGUACAUUAUGCAGACAACAACUGGGAAGCACUGAUCAAACAGUUGAAAAUAAAUCCUUAUGUCCUGAGUGACAAAGAUCGAGCCAGCCUCAUCAACAACAUCUUUGAACUUGCAGGCCUAGGCAAGGUGCCUCUUCAGAGAGCUUUUGAUUUGCUUGAUUAUCUUAGAAAUGAGACCCAUACUGCACCCAUCACUGAAGCCCUGUUCCAGACGGAACUCAUCUAUAACCUUGAAGAACUGGGGCACAUGGAUCUGGCCUCAAGACUGGUGACCAAGGUAUUUAAAUUGCUUCAAAGACAAAUCCAACAGCAGACGUGGACUGAUGAGGGCAGCCCAUCUGUUCGGGAACUGCGAUCAGCCUUGCUAGACUUUGCUUGCACCCACAGCCUGGAGAACUGCAGCACUGCCGCCAUGAAGCUGUUUAACGACUGGGUGGCAUCCAAUGGAACUCAGAGCCUACCCACUGAUGUCAUGACGACUGUGUUCAAGGUUGGAGCGAAAACUGAGAGAGGCUGGUCAUUCCUCUUAGGCAAAUAUUCCUCUCUAGGCUCUGAAGCACAGAAGAAUAAAAUACUUGAAGCUCUUGCCAGCUCAGAGGAUGUACGGAAACUUUACUGGUUAAUGAAAAGUAGCCUCGAUGGAGAUACCAUCCGAACACAAAAGCUGUCGUUUAUCAUUAGAACAGUGGGCCGGCAUUUUCCUGGACACUUACUGGCAUGGGAUUUUGUCAAAGAGAACUGGAGUAAGCUUGUACAGAAGUUCCAUCUGGGGUCCUAUACCAUACAAAGUAUUGUUGCUGGAUCAACUCACCUGUUUUCAACAAAGGCACAUUUAUCUGAGGUCCGGGCAUUCUUUGAAAAUCAGUCAGAGGCAACCUUUCGACUUCGUUGUGUCCAGGAGGCUUUGGAAGUCAUUCAGCUGAACAUCCAGUGGGUGGAAAAGAACCUUAAAACUCUGACGUUUUGGCUGUAGCAUGCAUACCUGCACCUCAUUCGGUCACCCAUUCAGACAGCUUGUUAACUUGGGCUCUGCUGCUUUUGUAAAAGCCAAGGUGAAACCAGGAUCGCUGCUGAGUUGUUUGCACUCUUAGGAGUUAUAGUUUGCUCAGGGCCCGUCUGUAUUUUUCAUCUGUCUUUUCUAAAAUGUCUUUGGGCAGUGUGUAGUUAUUUAUUACCAAGUUAUAUUCACCUACAUGCCAACCAUCUACAAAAACAAUGGGUAAUUUUCUACUUUGAAGAUAUUCAAAUGGAGAAAAAAUAUCUGUUCUGGAAUUCUGUUCUAUCUCUCAGUAUCUGGAAAGUGCUGACACCGUGAAAUAAGGAAAGAGCUACCAUAGGAGCCACCAUCUUUGCAGGCUGCUGGUUUAUUAGCCACUUGUUGCUUCUUGUUGAGAGAUGUUAUUUGAAUGUGAUUCAAAGUUAGCUUCAAAAAGUAUGGUAAUGAAGUCGACGAAGCAUGCAACUCUACAGAACUGACCUCAAGUGUGCAGAUCUACUUUGACUGGCGGUUUUGAAUAAUCCUUUAUUUUCUGGAAGAAGUUUAUAACUAUUAUAUUUUUUUUCUGAAGAAUAGCCAGGUGCUACAGAAUUUUUAAUUUUUUGUUGUAUUGUAAACCUAAAUAACAAGGCCAAAAGAUUAAAUUUUCCAAAUAUUUAACACUUCCUUUUUCAUCUUUCAGGAGAAUAUUUCAAACCGAGUUAACAUUAAUUACAAUUAUUUUACUUAUGAAUUCCAGUAUUCUCCAAACCUCUGUACACCUUUAUCACUCCCUGCCAUUAGAUACACCUUAUGUUAUAAAUAAGUAUUUCUACAUUUAUGGCAAGCAUUUUUUUAAUACUGGUGUCUCUUAUCCUGACUUUAUUACUAAGAAUACAAUUUGUUUAAGUUGCUUUUUGGCAUAAUCAUAGACACUUUCUCUGAAUCAUACCCGUUGGGUGGACUUUCAUUUUAUAUGAUAGAGUUGCAUAUCAGAAGCAUAUUUUAAAAUAGGGCCUUUGAGAAAUUGAACAUUUUUAUUUAAAGUUCACCACAGUACCUUAAAGGAAUAAAGAGAAUGGGGGUAGGAGUAACUUGAUUUAGGUUUAAUAUGGUGGGCUUUGAAUUUUUUCUACUGUCAGAACCAGUACUUUUCUUGAGUUGAAAAAUCAAGGUUUUCUUUUGUAAUGGCCAAACUAACAGAUUAUAAGGAAUCGCCAUGGAAGGAAAGAAAGAAGGAAAGAAGAAAGAGAGAGGAAAGUAUCCAAAACUGUAUGGCAAUCUUACUCCUUCUAAAGGAGGAAUACUGUACUUGAAUUUUUUGAGCUAUGCAGACUUAUACCUAGAUUGUUGUGUUUCUGUGAUUCUUAGGAGAAAAGUUUUCUUCGUAAUAAUUCUUGUACUUUAUAUUUUGCUUGAAAACAUCUACAUAUAUAAAGAGGAUAUUUACCCAUUU
This is a messenger RNA of Lipotes vexillifer (Yangtze River dolphin), 5127 nucleotides long. It is a transcript of the gene LNPEP, whose product is annotated as leucyl and cystinyl aminopeptidase. NCBI's taxonomy places the organism in Eukaryota, Metazoa, Chordata, Mammalia, Artiodactyla, Lipotidae. Gene Ontology annotation, cellular component: cytoplasm; plasma membrane. The coding region runs from base 591 to 3668 and encodes 1025 amino acids. The transcript has 18 exons. Gene Ontology annotation, molecular function: peptide binding; zinc ion binding; metalloaminopeptidase activity. The record is from RefSeq and is a predicted model, not a curated record. Gene Ontology annotation, biological process: proteolysis; peptide catabolic process; regulation of blood pressure.